UCGGUUCGGACGAGCGGCCGUCGUUCGUGUGGCUGGUGCCGCCGCUGGUGGCCAAGCUGCCGGCCGAGGCGCAGGCGCGUAUCCUGCAGGCCGCCAUCCAGGUGUUGGAGUCGGCCAGCUGGACGCGGCGGGGCGCCACGCCGGCGGCGCCCGGUCCCGCCGCCCACCAGCCCUUCAAGCAGCUGGUGCUCAGCUGUGUGCGCGGACACGAGGAGCAGCGUGACGAGCUGGUCAGCUCGCUCCAGGUCCAGUUCCAGCAGUUCCUCUCCAGGGAUGGCAAGGACGAGUCAAAAGAUAAGGAAGAGAAGCGAAAGGGCGCCGAAAGCAACAAGAAGGAGACGGUGUUCCCGGACGAGAACAAGACCGGACCGCACGUGUACAGUGCGCUCCAGCUGCGCUUCAGUCUGCUGGGCGGCGUGUUCGACGCCAUCCAGCGCGGCAGCCUCAGCUGCACCGACACCUGGGUUGUGCUGCUGGCCCAGCUGGUCACCAACGGCGUCGUCACGCUCUACAACAACAGUGACAUGUACACCACCGUGGUGGACAUGAUGGCCACCCUGAUCCACUCGGCCGUCGUGGGAGACUCGCAAGCCGAGAAGCCCGAGGAGAACAAGCGCCACUACCAGACGCUGGCCAAGAAGCUGCGCAAGGAGCUGGGCGACAGACGCGGCGUGUCCAUCAAAUACCUGCGCCAGUUCUUGCCCAUCCCCAAGAAGACGGUGGAGGUGAUAAACUGCGAACUCAAGUCAGCGCCGCUGCCCGGCUUCGAGAGCUUCGAGAAGCGCCGGGGCCUGAUCCUGGUGGACAAGCAAAAGGUGUCUCCCUGGGAUCUGCUGGAGGGCCACCGGAACCCGGCGCCGCUCAGCUGGUCUUGGUUCGGCGCGCUCAAACUGGAGCGCUCGCUCAGCAAGUACGAGGAGGUCUUCAAGAUGAUGAGGUUCCACCGGCACAACGGCAUGAUCAAGCUGGACAGCUACUAUCUGGAGCCGCCGCCGCUGCCGCCCGAGGACCUCGAGCCCGUCCCCGAGAAGCAGGUCUUUCCUCCCAAGGCGCAGAAAGAGGAGGCCAAGGUGCCCGAGGUGCCCAGCUGCGACUCGCCGCGUGGCAACAAGCGGGCUCGCGGCGGCGCCCAGCGCAAGAAGCGCGAGCGCCCCAACCGAUCGCUCAGCAACUCUGGGAUCAUGGCGCCGCGCAUGAACACGCCGCCAAUGACCGGCAUGGGGCCGUACCCGUCAGCCAGCCUGUACCCGGGCGAGCCGCAGUGGGGCUUCCCGCAGCAGCAGGCGCCCCAGGCCGCCGCGCCCUACUACCAGCAGCCGCCGCUGGGCCCCGGUGGCGGACCCCGCUUCCAGACGUCGGCCAGCAAGCAGGCCAUCUCGCAGAUGCUGCGCAACCGGCAGCCGAACGCCUUCAUGCAGCCGCAGCCGCAGCCCGGCUACCCCAGCAUGCACAUGCAGGACAAGCAGCUGCAGCUGCGCCAGCAGCAGAUGCACUUCAGGGACCAGAUCCGCGUGCAGCACGGUGCGCCCGUGUAUGCACCGCGCCAGAUGCCUGGCCCGCCGGCGCCCGGGCCGGGCAUGCCGCAGACCAUGUACCCCAGCAUGAACCAGGGCUACAACCCGGCGUACAUGGCGCAGCAGGCGCCGCAGCCCAGCCAGAUGCUGACGCAGGGAAACCCCAACACCCUGGCGUUCAGCAGCCAGCAGGGUCAGCCUGGCCAGCAGUCGGCCAUGAUGCAGCAGCAGCAGCAGCCGGCUAUGAUCCCCAUGCGCUCUCAGCAGCAGCCGGGCCCAGCCGGCUACAUGGGACAGAUCAGACCCAGUACAAACUACAUGCAGGCGCCGAACGUGACCGUGAACACGAUGCCGGGCGCCCAGUACCGGGGCAUGGCACCCGGCCCCCCGGCCGCCGGCAUGCAGCAGCGCAUGCGCCACCCCAUGAUGAUGCAGCAGCAGCCCACGCUGAUGAACCAGCUGCGCCAGCCCAGCCUGGCUCAACAGCAGCAGCAGCAGCAGCAGCAACAGCAACAGCAGCAGCAACAACAGCAGCAGCAACAGCAGCAACAGCAGCCCCCGCAACAGCACAACCCGUACCAGUACCACCACCCGUGAGGCGGCGGUCGACAGCUGCCGUCGCUGGCUGGAGACGCGCUGGCCCGACAGGCUACGGCCGGCCAACGACAGUGCCCCGGCUUUCCGGCUCGGACGCCGCUGUUGUUCUGGCGUGGUCCGCCGCCGCCGCCGGCUGUUGCGCGGCGCUAGCCAGCUGCUGGACCGCUGU
Pollicipes pollicipes is the source of this 2280-nucleotide messenger RNA. RefSeq names its product mediator of RNA polymerase II transcription subunit 12-like protein. The transcript is spliced from 15 exons. The record is from RefSeq and is a predicted model, not a curated record. Gene Ontology annotation, biological process: positive regulation of transcription by RNA polymerase II. Gene Ontology annotation, cellular component: mediator complex. Gene Ontology annotation, molecular function: transcription factor binding; transcription coactivator activity. The coding region runs from base 525 to 2111 and encodes 528 amino acids. Lineage: Eukaryota; Metazoa; Arthropoda; Thecostraca; Pollicipedomorpha; Pollicipedidae.